AUGGCUUCCGACGACCGCAAAGGAGUGAUCGUAAACGCCGAACCAGUAAACGAUGAUUCCAAGCAAGUGUCAGCCGGGUCAUCCUCUGAAACGCUUCCUGCUCCUGCGCCCAAACGAGUCAAGGAUAUUAGCGAAGGCGCUUUUGAUACUACUGAAGACCCGAGAUAUUACAAGCCAAUCGACGACUAUGAAGGCAUUCAUCGUUGGGACCCGGACUUUGAAUGGGAGGAGCAGGAAGAGAAGAAGCUCAUAAGAAAGAUUGAUUUACGGGUCUGUACGUUCGCUUGUGUCACCUUUUUUGCGCUGCAGCUCGAUCGAGGCAAUAUCGUUCAGGCGAUGUCCGAUAAUAUGUUGGAUGACCUGGGCAUGAACACAAACGACUACAACACUGGCCAAACAAUCUUCUAUCUCGUUUUCCUGUUUGCGGAGCUCCCAUCUCAGUUGAUAUCAAAGAAAAUAGGGCCAGAUCGGUGGAUUCCUAUCCAGAUGUUCUGCUGGAGUUUAAUUGCUGCCUUUCAGGCAUUCCUCUCGGGUAAAACAUCAUACUUCGUCUGCAGGGCCUUGCUGGGUCUUUUUGAGGGUGGUUUUAUCCCGGACACCAUUCUUUUCCUCUCCUUUUGGUACAAGUCUAAGGAGUUGCCUAUCCGGUUGAGCUAUUUCUGGGUUUCCUACGAGGGAACCUCUAUUAUCAGUGCCUUCCUGGCAUAUGGCUUCUUGCACGUGCGAAGGCCUGAUGGAACCGGUGGUUGGCGGUACUUAUUUGCCUUUGAAGGCCUGAUCACGGGUAUUAUUGCGAUUAUUGCCGUGUUCUGGAUGCCAGCAUCCCCGACCCAGACGAAAGGCGGGUUCCGUGGCAAGGAUGGCUGGUUCAACGAACGCGAAGAGAAAAUCAUGGUCAACCGAGUAAUCCGCGAUGAUCCAAGUAAGGGAGGCAUGCACAAUCGACAGGCUGUGACGCCGAAGAUGCUUUGGGAGGCGCUUUGCGACUAUGACAUGUGGCCCAUCUAUCUGUUAGGGUUAACCUGGAUGAUCCCCAAUACUCCCGCAACAAGCUACAUCACGCUACAGCUGAAAUCGCUGGGAUUCGGUACAUUCGAAACGAACCUUCUGACAAUUCCGGCUUAUGUGAUUUUCAUUAUCAACCUGCUUGUAUGGACCUGGAUCUCCGAACGGUUUUACCAGCGUUUGAUUCUUGGCGUCGGGUCUAUGAUUUGGUGUCUAGUCCUCUUGAUUGCGCUUGAGACCCUGCCAGAUAAUGCCAGUCCUUGGGCUCGAUGGAUUAUUAACGUCUUACUGAUUGGAGCACCAUAUGUGCAUGCAAUCAUUGUUGCUAUGACCUCCCGAAAUGCAGGCACGGUUCGAACAAGGACUGUUGCUAGUGCGGUUUACAACAUGAUGGUUCAGACGUCAAGCAUCAUUGCCAACAAUAUCUAUCGUGAAAACGAUAAACCGUACUAUCGUACCGGAAAUAAAGUCCUCAUUGCGUUAACAGUAUGGAGCAUGGCUGUAUUCAUUGGAGCCAAGUACUAUUACAUGUGGCGCAACAAGAAGAAUGCCGAAAAAUGGGAUGUCAUGUCCAGCGCCGAGAGGGAGGAAUAUCUGGGCGCUAACAAGCACUUGGGCAAUAAACGGCUGGAUUUUAGAUUCAUCCAUUAA
Molecule: messenger RNA, 1656 nt
Organism: Aspergillus alliaceus
Lineage: Eukaryota; Fungi; Ascomycota; Eurotiomycetes; Eurotiales; Aspergillaceae
Product: putative transporter
Exons: 6
Coding region: 1-1656 (551 amino acids)
Biological process (GO): transmembrane transport
Cellular component (GO): membrane
Molecular function (GO): sulfate transmembrane transporter activity
Source: RefSeq, a predicted model, not a curated record